Molecule: messenger RNA, 1137 nt
Organism: Aspergillus japonicus CBS 114.51
Lineage: Eukaryota; Fungi; Ascomycota; Eurotiomycetes; Eurotiales; Aspergillaceae
Product: PhzF family phenazine biosynthesis protein
Exons: 2
Coding region: 1-1137 (378 amino acids)
Biological process (GO): biosynthetic process
Cellular component (GO): cytoplasm
Molecular function (GO): isomerase activity
Source: RefSeq, a predicted model, not a curated record
AUGCCACUCCCACCCCCACCCCCCGGCCACGUCAACUACAUAACGCUCGACGUCUUCACCAGCAAAGCCUACACAGGCAACCCGCUAGCCGUCGUCUUCCUCCCUCCACCUCCUGCCAUCUCCACCUCCACCUCCACCUCCAACACAACAACCCUAACCCAGCACCAAAAACAAACCCUGGCCCGCGAAUUCAACUUCUCCGAAACCAUCUUCAUCCACCCCGAGCCCUCCAGUAACAGCAGCAGCAGCAGCAGCAACAACAACAACAACAACAAAACCCACCGCACAAUCGACAUCUUCACGCCCACCUCCGAACUCCCGUUCGCAGGCCACCCCACCAUCGGCGCGGCCGUCUGGUUCCUCCACCUGCGUCCUUCAUCCCCUACCUCUACCCCUACCUCUACCUCCAACCACAACAAAGAAAACGGGAUAACGCACCUCAUCACCAAAUCCGGGACGAUCCCCAUCGCCGCUGUCCCCGCGAACGCAGCCGAGGGCGUCACCGCACGGAUCGCACAUGACCCGCACCAGCACGGGAAGCGGUUCCCUCUCCGCGAACUGCUGCGGCUGCACGGGUCUUUGGCGCCGUUCUUUGCACAAAACGACUCGGACCAGGGGGAGCAGCACCAGAAACAACAGGAAGAAAUCUCCUUCCCCGUGUUCUCGAUCGUGAGGGGCAUGUCGCAGGUGCAUGUGGAGGUGCCGUCGUUGGCGGCGUUGGGGGCGGUGACGACCUCCGCCGGCGGGGAGGUGGUGGGGCCGGAGAGUGGGUUUAUGGAUGUCGCCGAUGGGUGGGCGGUGGGGCAUUGUGUGCUUUAUUUCUACGUGAGGGGGGUGCCGGACGAGGAUAGCGGCCGAGAGGUGAUACGCACGCGGGCGAUGAUUGGGAAUGUCGAGGAUCCGGCGACGGGGAGCGCGGCGUGUGGGUUGGCGGCUUAUCUAACUUUGACGGAGGGGGGCACACCCACGGUGAAGAAGAGGGGGUUUGAGUUUGUGCAGGGGGUGGAGAUGGGGAGACGGAGUGAGAUUGGCGUGGUGGUAGAGAUGGGCGACGAUGCGCGGACGAUUGCGCAUGUGGAUCUCAAGGGGAGUGCUGUGAAGGUGUCCGAGGGGACGAUUGCGAUUCCCCCGGAGUAG